AACCUUAAUUACGAAAAUAAAAAAAUGGCUGUCACUGCUCUUCGCGCUCUUAAAAGUUCUAAUUUAGCAGCUAUUAGGAACGCGUAUUGUUUGACUUCUAUCGUAAGUGUUUAGUUGUAUAUUUUUGAUAUUUUGAUGAAAAUUUUUAUAAAAAUUAACUACUCAUGGGUUACCUAUUAUUGUGCAAUGUGUUACAACCUCCCUAGAGGUCGACUAUCACGACUACUUUUAAUUCAAAAUUAAAUCUUUAGUAAAUAUACUGUCAAAGAACAUCUAAGUAGGCAAAGGUCGAUGGCUAGUUCAGCUGAUAUUGAAGCUAUAAGCUCUUUAAUUGACCAAUUGAGAGUUGUAAAGCAAGGGAAACCAACAAUUUAUGAAAUCGCUUACAAAAUCUUGAUAAAAGGGAAUCUCAAUCAUGAAAUACAAGACAAAGAAAUGCUUUUGUACAGAAGAAUUUUGCAAUUUGUUGGAAAUUCUUCAACAUUUGAUGAAGAGAGCAUUUUAUUAAAAUUAUUUCAAGAGAACUUCAAUCAGAUCACAUUAAUUGAGGAUACGAAAUGUAUUAUCUACAUUCAAAUGAUGACGAAUAACUUUAUUGAAAAACUCCUCAAAAUGGACAACUAUCUUGAACAAUUAAAACCUAUUAUGGACUUUAUUUUUAAAACUUGGGAAUGUUCAGAAUGGGCAAAGUAUGUUAUAGAAAAAUGCUGCGCCAACGAAGAUUUUCUCAUGUUAUAUUAUCCAACAAUUGAAAGUCAAAAUAGAUAUAUACUGCUUGAUAUGAUGAUUUGCCAAUUGGAAAGUGACAAUGAACCAUUUAUUCAUUUGAAAAAUGUACUAUUUGUAUCAUCCCAAUUUACUGAUCUUCAAAUAACUUCCGUCGAUAUUUUGACAUAUGCAAUCUAUUUAAGGAAGUAUUUGGAAAUAUUAUGUAAAGCAUCAUGUAUGGAUAAGUAUAAUAUGCUGAAAGAGGAGAAAAGCUUACUUUUAAAAACUAUAGAUUUUCUCAAGUUUAUUUAUGAGUGUUCAGAAUCAGGAAAAGAGGAGUUUAAGACUAUAUCGAAAUUGUCUGAAUUUGACAAGGAAUCAGAUGAUUUUCGAGUUCAUGGCUUGAAAAGAGAUCUAAUAAGAUUAAUAGCGAACUUUGUGUAUAAACACAAAACGAAUCAGAAUCUUGCUAAAGAUGUUCUGCCGAUUAUUCUUUGUCAUACGCAAGUAGAUGCAAGAAAUCCCUUUUGCCAAAACUGGGCUAUAGUGGCUGUUCGAAAUUUACUUGAAGAUAAUGACGAAAACAAAAGCUUUCUAUCAUCUUUAUCUUUGCAGCAAAUAUCACAAGAUGUAAAUGAUUUUAGAAAGUAUGGUAUUGAAGCUGAAGUCGUUGAUGGACGAAUUGUCAAUAAACUAUUUCACUCUUCUACUCCCCGUCUCGAUGAAUACGGAGGACGACAUACGGUCACACUUAUCCCAGGUGAUGGGGCUGGUCCUGAGUUAACAAAUUACGUCAAAACAGUGUUCGCAGCAGCCAAUGCCCCAGUUGAUUUUGAAACUGUAAAAUUGGAUCAAACAGUUACUGAUCCUCGUGAAGUCGACAAUGCUUUUCUUAGUAUCCAAAGAAAUGGUGUGGCUUUAAAAGGCAACCUUAGAUCAUCCAAAAUACCUAGGAUGAGCAAUGUUGAAUUAAGAUCUGAAUUGGAACUGUAUGCUCAUGUUGUGCGUUGUAAAACUAUUCCUGGAGUUCCUGCCCGAAUGGACAAUGUAGACUGCGUAAUUAUCAGAGAAAAUACGGAAGGGGAGUAUUCACAAUUGGAGCAUGAAAAUGCAAAAGGUGUAGUCGAAUCUUUAAAAAUUAUCACUAAGAAAAAAUCUACAAGAAUUGCUAAAUAUGCAUUUGAUCAUGCUAAAAAAUAUAACCGCAAGAAGGUUACUGCAGUUCACAAGGCUAAUAUAAUGAAAUUAGGUGAUGGCUUAUUUUUGGAGUGCUGCCGAGAAGUGGCUAAAGAAUACCCUGAUAUCGAAUUUAAUGACAUGAUUGUAGACAAUGCUAGUAUGCAAAUGGUCUCCAAACCUAAUCAAUUUGACGUUAUAGUGUUACCAAACUUGUACGGAAUGAUUUUAGCAAAUAUUGCUUGCGGUCUAGUUGGUGGAGCCGGUGUAGUACCAGGAUCGAAUAUUGGAGAUAAUUGUGCAGUUUUCGAAACAGGAACUCGAUCAACAGGCGAUAGCAUAGCUGGUCUCAAUAUUGCAAAUCCUUGUGCUAUGUUGUUCGCAUCUUCCUCUCUCCUUGCUCACAUAGGACUGACUAAGCACUCAGAUUGUAUCCGUAAGGCCACAGAGGAAGCUGUCGCUACUGUUCACACACCUGAUUUAGGUGGAUCCGCGACCUCGGAAGAAUUUGUUGAUAAAGUUCUCUCACUCCUAAAAGUACCAGACUUUAAUUAA
This is a messenger RNA of Dimorphilus gyrociliatus, 2439 nucleotides long. The record is from the annotation of a GenBank genome assembly. Lineage: Eukaryota; Metazoa; Annelida; Polychaeta; Dinophilidae.